Oryza sativa Japonica Group (Japanese rice) is the source of this 2489-nucleotide messenger RNA. RefSeq lists its product as uncharacterized. The record is from RefSeq and is a predicted model, not a curated record. Lineage: Eukaryota; Viridiplantae; Streptophyta; Magnoliopsida; Poales; Poaceae.
GAGUGGAGCAGCUCGAGUAUCUCCGUAUCUCCCCCUUCCCUUCGCGUAAAAGAAAAUCCCCCGUCUCGUCUCCUCCGCUCCUUGCGCCAUCUCGCGGCUGAACAGGGGAGGGGCGCCGAUCUCCGUCUGGCGCGCAGAGCAGGGGGAGGGGAUCCUGAUCUGGAAGAAGCUUCUUCUAUUGAUUUCAGAGCCUUAACCUUAAUACAAGAAACAGUUUGUUUGUUCCCCCAUGUCCCAAGUUGGAUCCGCCCCUGUCUGCCAGUUCAGUAGUUUUUGGUGGGAUUUUGAGGAUCUCACUAUGACUUCGAUUAGUAAGGGUAUUGGAUGAAGCUUGUACUGAUCUAUGGAGGUGGGUGGUCCACAAGAUGCUCUGGACAACAGAAGUGAUGAUAAUGACUUUGAUAAGAAUGACAAUUCUGAUCCUGUUGUUUACCAGUUAGUUCGGGUUGAAGGUGAUGGAACACUUAUUCCUGCUACGGAGGAUGAGGUCUUACAGUUUGAAACUUUCCUUCAUGAUGAGAAGGUUGAUGAUGAUCUGCCUUCUAUUGACGAUGUAACACAUGUGGAGGAAUAUUUUACUAAUGAUUGCAUAGUGAAGAAGCCUGAGUUUGAAGAGGGGCCUUCCAAAUUAGACACUGCAGAUGUACAGACACAAAAGUUAGAUGCUGGCUUAGAGGAAGACAGGUUAUGUACAUUGAAUGAUUCGAUAGUUCUUCCUUCAAAUUGUUCAGCUGUUCAUGACCAGCAGCUGGAUAAACUAAAUACAGAACAAGGGGCAAAUAUCAUUGCCCAACAGGACAAUGCUUCGACUGAGACUACAAAAUCAACAGUAUUAAAUGACCUUUCUUCUGAUAAAGAAAAGGCUGAUGCCUGCUCGAAACCUGUAAAUGAGGCAUCUGCAGGACAAUCUGUUUCUGGGGUUACUAGUUCAGUUCCUGAUUUUUCCAUUUUAAAGGGAGAAGUCUGCUUGGAUGAUCUUACAAUGAGAGAACUUCAGGAAGCAUUUAGAGCCACAUUUGGGCGUCAAACUACUGUCAAGGACAAGCUAUGGCUCAAAAGACGGAUUGCAAUGGGGUUGAUCAAUUCAUGUGAUGUUCCAAGUUCAGGUUGUGUUGUUAGGGAUUAUAAAGUUAUUGCCAUGGGUGCCAAACAAGAAAUACCAGUGGUUGAAGCAAUACCAAAGAUGGAACUUGAGGCUAAUUUGGUUAGGGACCAAGUAAUGAAUCCUGGACAUGAGAGAGAUUUACCAUCAAGUCUUUCCUAUCAUAGUGAGGAGCAACAGAGAUCGUCCAAGAGACUCAAAAGAGUACCAACAGAUAAUGAUGAACCACAAGUAACUAUUUUUGCCGAACAAGGAACUACUAAGAGAAUUAGAAAGCCAACAAAAAGAUACAUUGAGGAGCUCUCAGAUAUUGACACUCAUGAAUCCACUGGGAGACUUUCUUCACCUGGAAAAAGGCAUGUAUAUGAUGAGGUGUUAUUGAGACCACGGAUAGCGCCUUUGCAUGAGGUUGAUUCGUUGAGCACAGCCUAUCCUACUAGAGAAGAUACUCUUGGAGGGUGUAGUGUGCAUGUGCCUUAUGUUUCAAGGAUGAGAAGGGGGCGCCCUAGGAGUAACUUCAUUCCAUUUUUGGAUCCUGAGCCUUCUGUGGAAUGUACUGAGGCCCCUGCUGCAGAUGUAGUGAAUUUGGAAAAGGAAGGUGAACGGAAGAACCAUCAGAAGAACACUGGGAAGAAAGGAGUACAUGUAGAAACAUCUUGUGAAAAGGAUGUUCAGGGUCUGCAGGACAAGGAUUUUUGCGACUCUGAUGACAAUCCCAAAACAAAGCGGGGUGGGAAGCGGAAGCAUCAUCGAGCAUGGACAUUGUGUGAGGUUGUGAAGCUGGUCGAUGGUGUGGCCCGAUAUGGGGCUGGCAAAUGGUCCGAGAUUAGAAGACUAGCCUUCUCAUCAUAUUCGUACCGCACCUCGGUGGAUCUUAAGGACAAAUGGCGGAAUCUGAUCAGGGCCAGCCAGACACAACUUUCCACUGAAAACGAUGGUGUUUGUCCACGGAAGAGCAAUCCUUCUGCCAUACCGAUACCAGUGUCGAUUCUGCUACGAGUAAAAAAACUGGCUGAGAUGCAGUCUCAAGCUGGCGACGUGAGAGUGCCGAUCAAGUUUUCAGGGCAGAGCACUACGGUUGUACAGGGGAAAGUUUCGGGUUUCUUGUGAUCCACGUGUUGCAUGCAAAUAGAGGGGGAAACCACUGAGAUUGAUGUACGCUUUUGGACGUCUGUGAAUACCACACUUGUAUAGCAAAGUUGUGAUCGCGACUCGCGUUCUCGUGCAAAAGAAAGAGUCGACGUAUGUAUUGUUUGCUCCUUUUUCUACACACGAACACUUCCUAUGUUCUCCGAGAGAUUUGACUAACGUACCUUGAGAUUGACAUAGUCACCUUAAACACCUUGUUAUUGAAAGAAUAAAUGCUCCUUUUUCGUUUGCACGGAUA